AUGCCAACACUAGCCGUCUGCGGCGAGUGUAAUUCUGUCGACGUCAGAACAUUUUGCGCCGACAAGUCACAGAAAUGUCUGUACAGCCUGCCCUCCGGCACUUCAGUCGACAUCAGCCACAAUGCGCCGGCCACCGAGCGAUUUCGGACGGCCUCAUCGCCAGGAAUCCAUCACCACUUCAACUCCACCCUUCAGACUUACAUCUCCGUGUUCGACGUGCUCUGGGUCAUGAAGACAAGAAAAGAAACGAAAACAAUGGGCCAGGAAUGCGCACUCUGGUUCUGUAUGAUGAGUUACAAUAUCACAGUCACCGAAGGGCGAUCCAAUCAAACAGUAAUCAAAAUCUGGAACACGACACAAUUCGAGGCUAGCAAUAGUGCACAUGAUGACGAGUAUGUCUUUGUCGAUAUACCAGUCGACAUGAACGCCACGAGUACGUCCAGAUACAGCACCUCGAGAGUGGCUCUGGCGGCGUUGCGGAGAUUUAUAGCCCCGCUGAUUGAAGGAACGUACGAGAAGCAGUACACUAUUAUCAACUUCUCGUCGGACUGGGCUGAAGGCAUGUACAAUGCACGAUUCAAUCUUCCAUCGUGGAUCAACCGAUUCGGCACCAGCCUAACGAAUGAGGUGAGACUUCAUGGGCAAGUUCGGGACAAAGAACGCCAUCAAUACAGCGGACAAGCCUACAAGAUUGCGCAAAUGAUCAUCGUGGAGUGGAAAUGGCUGCUAUUUCCUACAGGCCUGAUCAUCAUCAGCAUCUACUACCUUUUCCACACCAUCAUCAGGGGUGCUCGCGACGGCAUAUCGGUGUGGAAGAGCGAUUCGCUGCCGAUGCUAUUCUGCCGCAUUGACGCGUCAAUUCUAGCGAGGGUUGGCGAUGGCAUGGAUGUGCCCAACGGACUAGACAAUGCUGUCGGCGAAGUGAAGGUGUGCUUGUUGAGGGAAGAAGACGGCGAUUGGGUCUUCAAGCCGAUUGAGAGCGAAGAAUCUUCGUCCGAAUCCGAUGCUAACUGA
This is a messenger RNA of Colletotrichum navitas, 1014 nucleotides long. RefSeq lists its product as uncharacterized. The transcript has a single exon. Bases 1 to 1014 code for a protein of 337 amino acids. The record is from RefSeq and is a predicted model, not a curated record. NCBI's taxonomy places the organism in Eukaryota, Fungi, Ascomycota, Sordariomycetes, Glomerellales, Glomerellaceae.